Molecule: messenger RNA, 1362 nt
Organism: Colletotrichum paranaense
Lineage: Eukaryota; Fungi; Ascomycota; Sordariomycetes; Glomerellales; Glomerellaceae
Product: sulfate transporter
Exons: 2
Coding region: 1-1362 (453 amino acids)
Biological process (GO): molybdate ion transport
Molecular function (GO): molybdate ion transmembrane transporter activity
Source: RefSeq, a predicted model, not a curated record
AUGACGGUUCUCAGUCAUCUAAAACGAGUCCAUCAACAUAAUGUCGCAACUCUGCGCGGCUCUCCCGCCGCAGAGGUCUCUGGCGCCCUCGGUGACUUGGGAACCCUUCUUCCUCUAAUGAUCGCCCUUGCGGUCCAGCACUCCAUUUAUCUCGAUAGCACCUUGGUGUUUUCAGGCAUUUUCAACGUUGUUACCGGCGCCGUCUUUGGCAUUCCACUUCCAGUCCAGCCGAUGAAAGCCAUCGCCGCGGCAGCCAUCUCCCGGUCCGAAUAUGGCGGCAUCAAAACCGUCAUGGCCGCGGGCCAGUGGGUCAGUCUGGCCGUCCUAGUCAUGAGCCUCACCGGCCUACUACGCUGGGUCACGCGAAACGUGCCCGUUCCCGUCGUCAAAGGCAUCCAGCUCGGUGCCGGUCUCUCCCUCGUCAUGGCCGCCGGCUCCGGCCUCCUCCGGGACCUUCACUGGACCCAUCCCGUCCUCGAUAACAGGCUGUGGGCCCUGGCCGCCUUUCUCGUGCUCAUUUUCACCCAGAGCCUGCCGCGUUUCCCCUACGCGCUGCACAUUUUUAUUCUGUCGCUCGUCUUCGCCUUCAUCUCCAUCAUGACCUCGCACGACCACCCGCACACCUACCUGCCGGAGCCCAGCCUUUGGACCCCGCACUUUGUGCACUGGGAAUUCAACUGGUUCAAGUACAAGCCGCUGUCGAUGGCCAUCGGCCAGCUCCCGCUCACCACCCUGAACUCGGUCAUCGCGGUGAGCGCCCUCGCGGCGGACCUGCUGCCGGACAUGCCCACGCCGUCUGUGACCGCUAUGGGCAUCAGCGUCGGCGUGAUGAACCUCGUCGGCACCUGGUGGGGCGCCAUGCCGGUGUGCCACGGCGCGGGCGGGCUCGCGGCGCAGUACCGCUUCGGAGCGCGCAGUGGCGCGAGCGUCGUGAUCCUGGGCAUCUUCAAGAUCGUGCUGGGCCUCGUCUUUGGUAACUCCCUCAUCGGCCUACUCACGCACUACCCCAAGAGCCUGCUGGGCGUCAUGGUCAUCGCUGCCGGCCUCGAGCUCGCCAAGGUCGGGCACAGCUUGAAUCACGGGGCUUCUGAUUUAUGGGAGAGCUCUGCCGGCAACGAGGGUGGCGGCGUUGGGGGGCUUGUUAGGCAGCAUCGCUCGCUUUCUGAUGAGGAGAGGGCUGAGAGGUGGACUGUUAUGCUCGUGACCACGGCUGGGCUCCUUGCGUUUAGGAACGAUGCUAUUGGCUUCAUUGCAGGGAUGCUGUGCUUUUGGGCGUACCGGGUCUCAGAGAGGACGCAGAAGUGGUGGGAGUCCAGACGGGGCCGGUCUCUGUUUGGCGAGCGAGCGCCGCUUCUGAGUUAA